Messenger RNA from Camellia sinensis, 1929 nucleotides. Lineage: Eukaryota; Viridiplantae; Streptophyta; Magnoliopsida; Ericales; Theaceae. The record is from RefSeq and is a predicted model, not a curated record.
AUGUCUAAAGAAAGACCGAAUUUAUCCCACCAAACGAGGAACCAAUUAGGAACAUCGUUUUUGAGGACAUCAGGGAGAACACGGAUGAGCCAAGAGUGGUUCUUGAUUGGAUUCUGCAAAAAGAGCACAAUGACUUUUUUGCCUUUCCAAGAUAGAUCAUUUCCAACGGUUGAGAUGAAAAUCCAGAAUCAUCCAUCCAUUUUCCUCUCCCUUUCAGUCUCCCUCUCCCUCAUUCUCACUCUCACUCUGUCUCUAUAUAUACGCGUCACAGCAGAAGAGCUGGAGCAAGAAGAAGAAAGGAUUGCUUCUCUGAUCCAAAAAUGUCCAAACAUGCGAAUUCUCCACCAAAUCCACGCCCAUCUCCUCACCCACCCCCUACCCAUCUCCACCAUUUCCUUCGCUUUCAGCAAAAUCGUCGGCUUUUCGGCUCUCUCUCCUCACGGCGACAUCAACUACGCCCGAAAGCUCUUCUCUCAAAUCCCAUCACCUAACAUCUUCUCUUGGAAUUCCCUCAUUAGAGCUUAUUCCCACACUCAAUACCCGUCAACAUCACAACCCAUUUGUCUCUUCAAAAAACUGAUCAAGAGAGGCUUCCCAAAACCCAAUACUUUCACUCUAGCCUUCGUUCUCAAGGCCUGUUAUGUUGUGUCGUCCUUUGAAGAAGGCCAGCAGGUUCAUUCUCGCAUCGUGCGAUCUGGGUUUGGUUCUAGUCCCUUUGUUGAGACAGCAUUGAUUAAUUUUUAUACAAAAUGUGAACACAUUGUGUUGGCCAAGAAGGUGUUUGAUGAAAUUCCUGAGAGAAAUUUAUUUGCUUGGAAUACUAUGAUUUGUGGGUAUUCAAAAAUUAAGAUGGUUAAUGAGGCUUUUGGUUUGUUUCGGGAAAUGCAAAAGGUGGGUAUAGCUCCGGAUGAGGUGACUAUGGUUAGUGUGAUUUCGGCUUGUGCUGCAUCAGGGGCAUUGGAUGUUGGUAGAUGGAUUCAUGCCUAUAUUGAUAAGCAUUUGAUUGAUACUGAUCUUGAACUUAGUACUUCUCUUGUUAAUAUGUACGCAAAGUGCGGUUCUAUAGAAAAAGCUAUAGAAGUUUUUGAUAAAAUGCCUAUCAAGGAUACAAAGGCUUGGAGCUCGAUGAUUGUUGGAAUGGCAAUUCAUGGGCUAGCAGAAGAUGCAAUGGAGGCCUUUUCUAGGAUGGAAGAAACCAAGGUGAAGCCUAAUCAUGUAACAUUCAUUGGUGUCCUAUUGGCCUGUGCUCAUAGUGGGAGAGUUUUGGAGGGCAAGAAAUACUGGUCAAGCAUGCUGGAGUCCGGGGUUGUACCAUCAAUGGAGCACUAUGGUUGCAUGGUUGAUCUACUUUGCAGAGCUAACCUUGUUGAAGAGGCUUGCACAUUUGUCGAAACCAUGCCUAUUUCCCCAGAUGUGGUAAUUUGGCGCACAUUACUUGUUGCUUGCAAGAAAAAUAGAAAUAUGGAGAAAGGUGAAAUUGCCGGUAGUAGGCUUCUUGAACUAGAACCUCUCAAUGCAGAGAACUAUGUACUUCUUUCCAAUUUGUAUGCAUCAGGUUCAGAAUGGGCAAAAAUGAGCCAUGUGAGGAAAUUGAUGAAGGAUAAAGGAAUCAAGGCUGUUCCGGGGUGCAGCUCCAUUGAAAUUGAUGGUUUCAUGCAUGAGUUUGUGAUGGGUGAUUGCUCUCAUCCAGAGGCAAAGGAGAUAAGGGAGGUCCUGAAGGAUAUAUCUGAAAGGGUAUGUGGUGAUGGGUAUGAACCUUGGACUUUAGAUGUAUUGCACAAUGUGGAAGAUGAAGAGAAAGAAAGUGCUCUUUGUGAGCAUACCUGGCCAUUGCUUAUGGGUUAUUGAAGACAGAAGCACCCACAGUAAUUAGGGUAGUCAAGAAUCUUAGAGUUAGUGUGGUGGACUGCCAUGAAGUAACAAAGAUCA